CGCUCUUUAAUGUUCAGGGAGAACUUGGAGAAGGUGGGAAUCUUUACACUUCAGCCACCAUGUCUGGAAUCGGCAAUAAACGGACAGCAGGAGAGCCUGGCCCUUCUGCACCUCCAGAGAAGAAGGCAGGGGUUGAAGAUUCAGGCACCACUGUGGAGACCAUCAAACUCGGUGGUGUUUCUUCAACGGAGGAGCUGGACAUCCGGACCCUGCAGACCAAGAACCGGAAGCUUGCAGAGAUGCUCGACCAGCGCCAGGCCAUCGAAGAUGAGCUGCGGGAGCACAUUGAGAAGCUGGAGCGUCGGCAGGCCACCGACGAUGCCUCUCUGCUGAUCAUAAACCGGUACUGGAAUCAGUUUGAUGAAAAUAUCCGCAUCAUCCUGAAACGCUUUGACCUGGACCAAGGUCUUGGAGACCUCUUGUCUGAAAGAAAAGCACUGGUGGUGCCAGAACCUGAACCAGACUCUGACAGUAAUCAGGAGCGCAAAGAUGAGAGGGAACGAGGGGAAGGAUUGGAGCCGGCAUUCUCUUUCCUGGCCACUCUAGCCAGCAGUACCAGUGAGGAGAUAGAAUCUCAGCUGCAGGAGCGUGUGGAGUCCUCCCGCCGUGCUGUUGCCCAGAUUGUGACAAUGUAUGACAAGCUGCAGGAGAAGGUGGACGUGCUGUCUCACAAACUGAAUAGUGGAGAUAUUUCACUGAUGGAAGAAGCAGUAGUGGAGCUGAAUACCUACCUGUCACAGGAGAAUGGACGGCUGCAGGAACUGGCUGAUGUUCUUCAGGAGAAGCACAGAGUCAUGUCUCAGGAGUUCUCCAAGCUGCAAGAGAGGGUGGAGACAGCAGAAUCCAGAGUGUCUGUCCUGGAGACCAUGAUUGAUGACCUUCAGUGGGACAUUGACAAGAUCCGCAAGAGGGAGCAGAGGCUCAACCGCCACCUGGCUGACGUCCUGGAACGAGUAAACUCCAAAGGCUACAAGGUGUAUGGAGCUGGGAGCAGCCUCUAUGGAGGAACAAUCACCAUUAAUGCCCGCAAGAAUGAAAAGCUCAAGGUUGAGCUUCGACGAGCAGUGGAAGAGGCUGUGAAGGAGACGCCGGAAUAUCGCUGCAUGCAGUCCCAGUUUUCCGUUUUGUAUAACGAGAGUCUCCAGCUGAAGGCACACCUUGAUGAGGCCCGCACGCUGCUGCACGGCACCCGCACCACGCACCAGCGCCAAGUGGAACUGAUUGAGAGGGAUGAGGUCAGCCUUCACAAGAAGCUACGCACGGAGGUGAUUCAGCUGGAGGACACCCUGGCACAAGUCCGCAAAGAAUAUGAGAUGUUGAGGAUAGAGUUUGAACAGACGCUUGCUGCCAAUGAGCAAGCAGGCCCCAUUAAUCGGGAGAUGCGUCACCUCAUCAGCAGCCUCCAGAAUCACAACCACCAGCUGAAGGGAGAGGUGCUGAGAUACAAGCGCAAACUGAGAGAGGCCCAGUCUGACCUCAGCAAGAUCCGCUCUCGCAGUGGCAGUUGUCUCCUCCAGUCCCAGUCCAGCACUGAAGACACAAAGGAGGAACCCGCAGAGAUCAAGCAGGAGCCUGAUGAUCCUUCUGCCCAAGUGUCUGUUCCCAAGGCUGCUUCUGAAGAUAUUAAUGAGAUGAAGGCCAGGAGAGAUGAAGAAGAACGGGAGCGGGAGAGACGGGAAAGGGAGAGGGAAAGAGAGAAGGAAAAGGAGAAGGAGAAAGAGAGGGAGCGAGAAAAAGAGAAAGAGAAGGAAAAGGAACGAGAGCGGGAAAAGCAGAAGCAGAAGGAAUCAGAGAAGGAGAGAGAGUCCAAAGAGAAGGAGAAAGGGAAGCAUGAAGACGGGCGAAAGAAGGAGGCUGAAGUGAUCAAGCAGCUGAAGGCUGAGCUCAAGAAGGCCCAGGAGAGCCAAAAGGAGAUGAAGCUGUUGCUAGAUAUGUACCGCUCUGCCCCCAAAGAGCAGAGAGACAAAGUGCAGCUCAUGGCAGCUGAGAAGAAGGCAAAAGCUGAGCUUGAAGAACUGAGGCAGAGGGUGAAAGAAUUGGAAGACAAGGAAAAAAAGGAGAGUAAGAAGAUGGCUGAUGAGGAUGCCCUCCGCAAGAUCCGAGCAGUGGAGGAGCAAAUUGAAUAUUUACAGAAGAAACUUGCCAUGGCUAAGCAGGAGGAAGAGGCCCUGCUGUCAGAAAUGGAUGUCACAGGCCAAGCCUUUGAAGACAUGCAAGAGCAGAACAUCCGCCUGAUGCAGCAGCUGCGGGAGAAGGAUGAUGCCAACUUCAAGCUGAUGUCAGAACGUAUCAAGUCCAACCAGAUCCAUAAAUUGCUGAAAGAGGAAAAGGAGGAGCUGGCAGACCAAGUUUUGACACUGAAAACACAGGUGGAUGCCCAGCUGCAGGUUGUACGUAAGCUGGAGGAGAAGGAACACUUACUGCAGAGCAGCAUUGGAACAGGAGAGAAGGAGCUGGGUCUGCGAACACAGGCCCUGGAGAUGAACAAACGCAAGGCCAUGGAUGCAGCCCAGCUUGCAGAUGAUCUGAAAGCUCAGCUAGAGCUGGCUCAGAAGAAGUUACAUGAUUUUCAGGAGGAGAUUGUGGAAAACAGAGUAACUAGAGAGAAGGAGAUGUUCAACUUCAAAAGGGCUGAGGAAGAUAUUUCUAGGUUGCGCAGGAAGUUGGAGACCACAAAGAAGCCUGACAUGGUUCCCAACUGUGAUGAGAUCCUGAUGGAGGAAAUCAAGGAUUACAAGGCCCGCCUGACGUGCCCGUGCUGCAACAUGCGCAAGAAGGACGCGGUGCUCACCAAGUGCUUCCACGUCUUCUGCUUCGAGUGCGUGAAGACGCGCUACGACACCCGGCAGCGCAAGUGCCCCAAGUGCAACGCGGCCUUUGGGGCCAACGACUUCCACAGGAUCUACAUCGGCUGAGCCCUCUCAGAGCCCCUGCUGGUGCUGAGCCAGCCUCCCUCUCUCCCUCUCAGCUUCUGCUGCCUCAGCUGCAGCAUCUCGUGCAAGGAGCCUUCAGGGUCUCAAGAGAAACCUGGAUCUCUGGAUCUGCUUCUUUUCUUGGCCCUGUCCCUUUGGUCUUGCCCUCAGUUUUUGUGUGCUCUUUGUGCCUCAGAGGAAAUUUCGCAACCCUUGCUUUCACACUGCCAAGGUGGGAACAUGCAGCUGAAGUGCUGCCUUGGUGGGAUGAAAGCUGAGCUGCAGCAGAAAUUAGAGCUUUAUUUGAGGGCUCUGCUUUGGCUGAUGAUUAAGUCUAUCAAGAAAUGGCACUGCUUCUGAGAGGGAAGAGUUUCCCAGUUAACAGGCUCAAUAGAGACCAAGGAAAUUAAUCUGUAGACUCAGCGGAGCAAUUCCUUAGGUACCUCUGUACGUUCCUUAGUCAGGGCAAGAACCCUUGAGGGCUGGUGCACUAGGAAACCCUAGCCCCAAACAAACGCAUCUAAAUAUCCACAAGAGGAGAAAGCAGAGAUCUUGGAGACCCUUAGGAAAUAGCAUUCCACUGACAAGCCCUGGUUGAUGUGCUCACCUUCACCUAGGCUGAAGCAUCAGUGCUGUCAUUGUCCUUCUCGGCAAAGGACUUCUAGUGGUUCAUUUGCUGCAGCUUUACCACAAAGAUUAACCUUGUUAUGUACAAAUUCUUAUUAAAGCUGUUGUUUGGUUUAUUUUUCUGGU
Messenger RNA from Lonchura striata (white-rumped munia), 3665 nucleotides. The record is from RefSeq and is a predicted model, not a curated record. Lineage: Eukaryota; Metazoa; Chordata; Aves; Passeriformes; Estrildidae.